UACCGUACACCAGACGGCAGCAAACUGCCCACAAACAGUAUCCAGCAUUACUGGCAGUCCAUCUGUCAAGCAUGAAUUUACGAAAAUAGGAACGUUUUGUGCAUUUAAUUCGCCGGCGCACCGGCUCCCUUGUCUACGUCUGUGACAUGCAGGGGGAUAAAUAGUCUUCUAUUCGCCGUUUAGGAGAUAAAUUGCGGCAAAAUGGUGGUUUUUAACGGCACAAUUCGGAUGCGAGUGUGCGAGGCGGUGGACUUGAAGCCGACCGAAUUUUCCACCAGACACAGUGUAACAUCGAAGGACUCGAAGAAGGGAGGUACAACCAUCGACCCGUACAUUAUCAUUACUGUCGACGAUCAACAUGUCGGCACGACGACUAUAAAGCAAAAGACGGUCAGACCGUCCUGGAAUGAAGACUUCGAUGCCAAAGUGCAAAAUGGCGAGAAUGUUUUACUAACUGUGUACCACAGCUCUAUCAUUUCUUCCGAUGAUUUUGUGGCCAAUUGCACUGUGGCAAUCGAGGAUCUCUUGCAAAAUGGAGUGAAUAAGAAUGGUGCAAGCAUCUCUGAUAUAUGGAUUGACCUUGAACCGUCUGGGAAAGUCCAUGUUGUCAUUGAACUCAAGGGAUCAUCUGAAGAUCCUCCAAAGGAGAAAGUUUUCAAAGUCCGGGAAAAUGCAAUGCGAAAGAGGCGGGGGGCGAUGCGACGGAGGGUACAUCAAAUCAACGGGCACAAAUUCAUGGCAACAUUUUUGCGACAACCAACGUACUGUUCACAUUGUAAGGAUUUUAUCUGGGGUUUUUACAUGCAAGGGUACCAAUGUCAAGUAUGUACAGUGGUGGUACAUAAGCGAUGUCAUGAGGUUGUGGUAUCAAGGUGUCCAGGACACAAGGAUGAUGCCAAAGAGUCUCAAUCCCAGUCACAGCGGUUCAACAUCAACUUGCCACAUCGAUUUAGCGUUCACAGUUUCAAGAAGCCGACCUUUUGCGAUCACUGCGGUUCACUGCUCUACGGUUUGCUACGACAAGGGCUUCAAUGCGAAGCAUGCAAAAUGAACGUCCACAAGAGAUGCGACAAGAACGUUGCACCCAACUGUGGUAUCAACCCCAAGAGAAUGGCCGAAAUCCUGUCAGAGAUGGGUGUGACGGGCGAUAAAUUGUCAAUACGCAGGAAAAAGGCCUCCAUCUCGGAAUAUCCCAAAUUGGGUUCCUUGGACGCCUGUGCCUCCUCCUCACCACGCCCCUCCUCCCAGCCCACAUCGCCUAGGUCCGCUCCCGCCGAGCUGGCAGGAAUCCCAGAAGUUGUUCUUGUUAGUAACAACUUAAAUGCAGGCAUCACCAAGAUCAAUGACCUGAGCCAGGCCACAGAAAAGCUGUCGGUGGAGAACGACGAGAAUAAGUCUUCGUCCCAUAGUCUCAAGACGCCCUCCCUCAAGGAGGAGCUGGAGCGGAUACCCAUGCGGAAGUUUACCCUGGAGGAUUUCAACUUCAUCAAAGUCCUUGGGAAGGGGAGCUUUGGCAAGGUGAUGCUGGCAGAGAAGAAGAACAGCGAAGAGGUGUAUGCGGUGAAAGUGCUGAAGAAGCACGCCAUCAUCCAAGACGACGAUGUGGAGUGCACCAUGACGGAGAAGCGAGUGCUGGUCCUAGCCAACAGACACCCCUUCCUGACAUCCCUACAUUCCUGCUUCCAGACUGUGGACCGACUGUACUUUGUCAUGGAGUAUGUCAACGGUGGUGAUCUGAUGUUCCAAAUCCAGAGGGCUAGGAAAUUCCACGAGCCCAGAGCCAAAUUCUACGCAGCUGAAGUGAUCCUUGCUCUGCAGUUCCUGCACCGGCACGGUGUAAUAUAUAGAGAUUUGAAGUUAGACAACAUCUUGCUAGACAAUGAUGGCCAUUGCAAACUUGCCGAUUUUGGUAUGUGCAAGGAGGGGAUCAUGAACGGCAGAACAACGGCGACAUUCUGUGGCACACCAGACUACAUUGCACCUGAGAUCCUGCACGAGCUCGACUACGGCCCGUCUGUGGAUUGGUGGGCCCUAGGAGUCCUGAUGUACGAGAUGAUGGCUGGCCAGCCUCCCUUUGAGGCCGACAACGAGGACGAUCUCUUCGACUGUAUCCUGCACGAGGAUGUCCUGUACCCGGUCUGGCUCAGCAAGGAAGCAACGUCCAUACUGAAAGCAUUCAUGGAGAAAAACCCAGCCAAGAGGUUGGGGUGCGUUGAGAGCCAAGGUGGGGAAAACGCCAUCCGGCAGCACCCGUUCUUUUCCGACAUCUCCUGGGAGAGAUUGGAACAGCUCAAAGUGGAGCCACCAUUUAAGCCCAAGAUUAAAACGAAAAAGGACGUCAACAACUUCGACUCGGACUUCACCAGGGAAGAGCCUAAGCUCACACCCAUCCAGGCCAACAUCAUCAAGUCCAUCAACCAGAACGAGUUCACCGGCUUCACCUACACGCGGCCAGACCUGGACCGACAGCUGCAGACGACAACAGACAUCGACUGAUCCACGGUUACCGCACGGGGGAAUCGGCGCCCGUCCAAGAAGUUGAAAAGGAAGUAGGUCGGGGAGGGGUGGAUGCAGAAUUGAGAUUCAGAAACUGAGCUGGUGUUCUUCUCUCAGAUCUGAGUUCUGCUCUGCUCUGACCAGGGAACGAUGGCUUAGGCAUGACACAAGAUUUGGAGCUUGUCUCUAAGCCACUUUGUAGCAAGUUCAAAUGACUAGUCUCACAACCAGCUGGGUAGCAUCAUAGGCAUAUAAUAGGUAUCUCUCUGUCCACAACAGAAACACUCAUUUUGUGCGUCUCUGCUUCCCCCUCAGGAGGUUGUCUUCAACUUUUCCGAUCUUUGACCAUAUCCUUGAAAAAAAAAAGUUUUCUUUGUUCCCAGACCAUGAAAUUAUUCAGUAGGUGAGAUAAAAGCCAUCAACUUCGCCACCCAAAUUGAUGACGUAAGUGCAGACUCAUAAAAGAAACUCCCAAUUCCCAAGCCUAAGUUCGACUACAACAGUAUUGAAAACAGAACUUUUAAGUAACUUUCACAACUGUUUGAAGCCCAAAGUAACUGCCUACCAGUUGUAACUAUGAUAUCAGCGUGUGAGUCACUGUCUUGAAUCACAGUUGGUGACAAAUUUGAAAAGAGAAAUAUUUUAGACUUAAUCCAGCCACUCCCUGUCACUGCUGAACUUUCUGUGGUAUAUUCACAAUGGUAGGCUGAGUUAAUGUAUCCAUCUGCAAUGUACAAGUGUUUAACAUUAAAACGGAAUGUCGUACACACCGUCAUCACGUGCGGAUGGAACUUGUACAAGUUUAGCACUGGCGAAUCUUUGGUAGCAAAUUACAAACAUGUGAGAGUUUUUAAGAAGUUGAUCCUGAGAGUCAAAUUUUCAAAACCUUGUGCAUGGUUGACAAUAUAUAAACUUUGAUCUCGUAGGAAUAGAAUAAAUGUUGGAGAUAUUCAUAUGUAGAUAUGUAGAUUACUUCUUUUCCCUUUUUUUUUUUGAGAAUGAUACAGUCAGAAUGUAGUUGACGGCCUAGGCGUCUUGCACUGAUUUUUUUUUUAGCAAGGCUUAGAGAAGUCUUCAAACUGCACUGUACAUGUGUAAACUGUUGCCCCACUGCAACCAUGUAUAUACUAUAAAAGUAUUGUUAUUAGCAAACAAACAAACGUAAGACUUGUCUGUGUAUUAUUCUUAUCAGAAUUAUGACAGUCUAGCUGCAACUCACGAUACAAACCUUGUAUAAACUUGUAACUUUUGCUCUUUUCUUACGGGGGACCGCUUUUUGUCAGAUGUGCAAUCCACAUUACAUGUUAAGUGUUUUUUGUGUUUUGUUUUGUUUUUUUAUUUGAGAGAGGUGGAAUUGAUGAGCAGUAUAAAAUUGAAUAUUGCCAAUGCCAAUUUUGAGGAGUUUGUGCAAUGAUGAAUAACAAUAGGUCAUGUUGGCAAGCUUAGGAGAUUGAAGCCCCCCCCAGAAAUACCUGAACCAUCGCUGUAGAUUGAUCAUAGUUGUUAUACACCGAGCAAGUUAGCUUGCAUUGUGUUGGGCAGCACUGCAGUAAGGAUAUUGCAUGCGGAAUACAGAAAACCUGAUGGGAACCAGCUAUUCUUCAUCAGUUCCACUGUGCAAAUGUCGAAGACCAGCAGCCGAGUUCGCUCAGUGCUACGCUGUCACAGCACUCCACUGAUGCGCCAUUUAUGGCGUGCGUUGUGCAAGAAGUUACAAAUUAUGGCACGACUUACGUGGUCCCUGUGGAUGUCAUAAGUUGCAGCUUGUGAAGUGUACAGCAUUACGGGCUGGUGAUGCCUUGCUGAGGUAUACUUUAAUAAACUGUCUUGGCAAGAUGGCUGCUUAGCUGAAAUUUGUUUCAAAUGCCUAGUGAUCAGCACAUGUAGUAAUAUCGGUCACUCUAUGUACUAACUUGCCAUUUUAAAGCAUUAUUGCCUGAAAAGAUACUGAAAUUAUUGGACUUGAACUUGGACUAGGAUUCAGAAAGUUGAUUAACUUGACUAAUUUACCUUGAUUCUUAAGAAGUGUAAGUACUUUGGUGUGCACUGUAAAGGUUGGGAUGUUGCCUGUUCAGAUGACCGACUUAAUCUUGAUGUCUAGAUUUCGUCUUGAUGUCCAGAACCUGGGCUUGUUGACAAGGUCAUUGAGACUUGGACACUGAACAGAACAGUGAAGUUGUGAGAUGAAGUGAGUGGAGACUAGUGCAGUGACUCAGCAUGUGCAGUCUCAGAUCAAUCCGUCUGAUAGUCACAGUGGCCUUGUGAAAAGGCUACAAGAGCCUCAGCGUGGUAUCACGUGACAGGGAAGCCAUGCCCGUGGGGAGGUCUAUGCUUUACAUGAAAAUGAAAGUGAGUUUCAGAAUAUCAACACCUGCCGUUUCAAUCUGACAUUGUUUGUCAUUCCAAUGCAUUUGUUUCCCUCUGGAUUUUUUGUCAGCUAUGAACCAGGCUUAAAGGUACAGUCCAUCAUUUGUCAUUUGUGCAGUAAGUUCAUUGGAGGCAACCAACAUGCUCAAAAUCUAAAGAAGGAUGCUUACAACUGACCAUACAAAGUUGGAGCUCAGUGAAUGCUGUAUAUUCCGAGAAAGACAACAAUUAGUCAAAGAUGUCGAUAUAACUCAUAUACAUGUGUAACUCUAUAACUGUUUCGAAUCGCACAAAAAUUCACUGUUUCAGACACGCCGUCAUUCAGCUGAUAGCAGCUAGGUGAUGUACUGCAAUGAACCGACGAAUCAUAGCAGCUGUGUACGAGUUUGCAUCAUGUCAACACUUGCACAUGCUUCACCAAAUUAAAAAAAACAACUACUAAAGGCAAUUUCCAGAAAGGGGUCUUCAGAGACCUAGGAAAUGGCCGUUUUUGUUACUUUUUCCAAAAUGACAGCUUGCCCAAAAGAAUGAUUUCACAGGGAGCCUAUUAGUCCCAUAACUAUCAUUAAACCAAGUACGCAUUUCAACGAAAAUUUUAUCAGUUGCUUUAUGGAUAGCUGCAAAUGUGGGACUGUACCUUUAACACUGCAUUGACCUCACAUAAGCCUCUGAGGGGAUGUAGUUGGUUGACAUGCUUUUUUUAAAAGGUCGACACCAGGGUUUACGUGCUAGAUACAAUUUGGCAGGGAACCAGUGAGAAGCAAUACAUACUAAAAUGAAGUGUCAGCUGGUAACCUAAGAUAAGCAAAUAUUUUCCAUGCUGAGUAGAUUUCAUUGUUCAGCCGCUCCAGGAAUACGGCCCCAUGGACCGAAGUUCCGUAGGUAGAGAAACUGUGUCUCUAGCAGUGUUGUCGAAUAUGGUCCCUCACUCUUGGAUGGUCAAAGUUGAUACUGCUGCGGACUUUCAAAGUCAAAAUUUUUUUUUUUUCAGUAAUCACUGUGGUCGUUCUUCAAGCAAGUGUUAAAAGCAGGAAAAAAAAAGAAAUAUCGUUCUAUUAAUGACAGUAGCUGAUAAUGUGCAACUUACCUGUUCGUUGAUAAUACCAAAUCACGUAGAUCCUGUACAGUGUGACACCAUCAUUACAAACGUUUAUAAAUGAGAUCAACCUUUAUACAGAAGUUAUCAGAUGAUCUGAAAGACAUAGAGGCUGUGUUUAUUUAUUAAGUUACUCUCAACUUGAGCUUGUUCAAGUCCUUGUUUCAAUUUGGGUAUUCCUAUUACUGAAAUUUGGGGAUUUGUAUUGGGUUGGAGGGUUGGGAGACAGUUUAGGAACUAUUAUACAUAUCAAUAACUGUUAGUGGAUCACAAGUUUAUACAAGCAUUUCUGCUAGGCAGGCAGUUUUAGAGGUAUGCUUUCUAAACAAUGUCAGGUUUUUUCCCCCUUGAAUUCUGACUUCUCUCAUGAUAGAAGUACUGGCAUUGUAAGUGCUACAAACAACAGUAUCAUAUGUAGUUGUCUUGUUGGAUUUGCCCAACCCACGUACCUGACUGUAACCUGAUCUUCUAUCGUUGAGUCUACGAGAUAUGAUCAUACAGUUUAGCAAUGCUGUUCCAGUGAGGGAGAAGCUUUUAGCGAGAUUGAUUAGGGAGACCGUCUUUCCAAUAUGAGGCACAUUUAUUUUUUAAGUAAUAACUACAAACUUGAGACACAAAAAGCUUUUGUAUGGAGGUGAAUCUUUAAAUUUUGAGAACAAACUUUAUUUAAAAAAAAAAAGGGUGGCAAAGCAUUUGUGUAGUUUCCAAUAUCCUCAAUAAAUGCAACAUUUACUAAAGACACUGUAAUUUCGGGGGGAGGGUUGUUUUUGGGUUUUGUUAUUUAUCUUCCCACAUAUGUAUUGCAUCCUCAUAUGAUCAGUGGCCAGUUAUAGAUAGAGUACAUGUAAUUGCUGAAGCUGAAGUUUCUAGACAGGACUGCAAAUACAUUUGUAGCCAGAUUUGAAGCCAAGAGAAUUAUUAAUUUGUUUCAGUACUCAGCAUUUGAAUGGUAUUGUUAUCAGGAGGAAUUCAAGUAAUCUACUCAGCAUUCAGUUAGUUCCACUUGUGUUUAUUUUUAUUUAUUUUUGGGGGGGUCUUUCUCUAGAAAUAGACUCAACUCAACCACAAGAUCAUUGUACAUGUAUACAGUAAGAGCAGGAAAGGUGCCACCAUUAUUGGCAUGCUUCACAAAUGUAGAAGCGGUCUUGCACCCCGACUGGUCCGUACAAAGACACUUAAGUGUGUUCACAGCCCUUUAUGUGUGCUAUUGUAGAUAGAUUUUUAACAGUAAAUCAUGUCACCUUUUGUGUUGAAAAUGCAUUGAUGGCAUGGAUUUGGCAUUUUAUAACUAUAGAAAUUGAUCAGGACAGAAAACUGAGGUGCACUGUUUGGCAUUAUCAUGAAAUUCUUGACUCCAGACUGGAGUAACGGUGCAUGUGUUGGAGAUGGCCCGUGACAUGUGUUGAUCUCCCAACUCCAGUCAGCAUAGUGAUCAAAAGCGAAGAAGUUGUGGAUUUCCCCCCAUAUUGCAAAUUUCUUCACGGUGCAAUAACCUUAUCUGAAGAACAUGUGGAGAAUGAUUUAAGAUGUCACCAACAAUUAUAACAAAUAUUGCUGAAUGGUUGUGGCCCCCAAAGAAACCGAGAAAAAUUCCCAACUUGGCUCAAUUUGAGCUUCUUGCAGUGGACUUCUGCAGUGACCUGAGAAACAUUCAGACUGUGAUAGCUUUGACCCAGGGCCACAGGUUAACAAUAAGUUAUGAUAAUAUGCUGGGUCCACAAGUUGACUUUAUGGACCAGCUGCCCCUAAAUUGGAGCUUGAAGCUCUUAUUUAGAGCUUCUUGCAACUUGUGUUUUUAUCUGUGAAAAGAGCUUUUUUGCCUCACACAGAGGACAGGGCUGAACAGAUACCGUAGGCAUACGUAGUUUUGUUUAUUCAUAAUUUGCAGUUUAUUUUGUGAAUGUACAUGGUCAGUGAAAAAGAAAUUGUUUUUUGUCUCCUCCCGUUGAAAAAUUAACCUGUGGAAAAAAAAUGGUACAGUGCUGAAUAUCAUCAUCAAAAUGUGCACCAGACUGCAUCAGAAGAAUUUUUGAAGGGUCCAAACCCAUCUUUAGUAGUUAAAAUGACUUAAAAGUCCUGGCAGUCUCGGUAUUGCACAGCUGGUAGGCUCUUCAGAGUAGACUUAAAAUUGGCAGAACUGGAUUUUUGGAGACUUAAGUAUAAUUUGUGUGUUCAUGCCUGUGCAUACACUCGUCCCUUUUUGAGAUAACUUUCCAAGAUGAUAUGAGGCAAAAAUGACUAUUUGUUUUCAGUUUCCAUGGUGACCUAUUUAAAAAAUGUAUCUGAAUACCAGGCAAAAUUAACAGGUGGCUAACUCACGGUGGCUUAUGGAACUUGACCAUGUCUGCAGUUGUCAUGUCAUUUGAUGGGCCAUUUCUGUGAUCCUUAUUGUUCUGCGAUCUGGGAUUGAGGUUGACAAUCGGUACAAGUUAGCCAGAAACAUGUAGGCACUUUUUUGCAUUGCGUUUUGAGUUUGAAUUUUAUUUAAAGCCUGAAAUACUGCCUUUAGAGGGUGUUUAUAUGUCUGUGCAUGGACAAGGGGAGCAAGAGUGUUUUUGCCCGCUGGUGAAAAAAAAAUUAAAGAAAUAAAAAGAAAAGAAAAAAGCAAAAUAAAAAAAAAGAAAGAAAGAAGAGAUGGAAAGAGGAUGAGCAUCAACUCUGGCCUGCAAAAAUACCUGAAAAUUUAACCCCUUCCAUAGUCCAUGAUACAUUAGUUUAGCUGCUUAUGAGUGAUUUAGCCCUCCUAAACUCCAGAAGAGAACCCAAGUGAUGCCCUUGUCUGUUUGUCAAAACAGUCAAGAAUGUCAACGUGAACAGUUGACCCUGUAGGAUUUCAGGAAUGGCCCCACAUCAUCAUUUGCUUCAACCUUGCUGGUUCAUUUGCUGUAGCUCAGAAAUGCUAAUUGGCCAUUGUUAUCUUCACACAUUUUACACUGGUCCCAUUCAAAAGGCUGUGUACUAAUACCUUGGUUUCUUGAGGAAGAAAACAAAAUGUCUUCUGAGAUGAUCUUUUAAACUUUGGAAAUGGAGCAGGUUUAGACGCAAUUAUUUAUUGUGCAGUAUUAAUCAGGAUAUCAUUUCUUUCUUAAAUUGCGCCGUCUUUCUGUGUUGUGUAUUUAUUUUACAAGGAAGCUUUGAGUCUUAAGCCAAGAUUUUUUUUAAAUUGAAUAAAAAAAGUUCAUUGCCUCAUAGGGGUAAAUGAGAUUGUCCUGUUUGAAAGCCUUGAUUGUUAUCAUGGGAUGAGCAUCUGAGUAAACUAUUUGUGUAGGCGAAACAAAACACAAUACCUUGUUGAUUUGGAUUUGUAGAUUUGCAUUGUAUAAAUAUUACCACCUUGGUGGGUUGUAUUAAUUAAUUUCGGGCCUCCACUCUCUACAAACUAAAUGUACCAUGACUUUGAUUUAUAUAUUUUGGAUUUGAAAUUUCCAAGCCUGUACACUGGACUGCCCUUCAAAAUAAACAACAAAACCAAAAAAAAAAAUCAAAUCUGGCCCAAUCCUACCAGCCCAAUUACAAAUCUGUGGAUAAAAGUGCAGAGUAGAAAGGGUUAGUCAUUAUCAAAUGUGUAGAAUGAAAAAAACCCACCUUCUCGGUCAGUGGUUUUUAUAACAAGUAAAUGCCUGUCAAGACAGAUUUUCACAUACCCUUUGCUUCACAGAGGUGCAAAAUGUGAAUUUAAGCAGUAACUACGCAGAAACUGUUGAGGAGUUUGGGGAAAAACAACAGAUUUUAAAAACAAUUUUAGUUAUCUUUUCCUUGGCUCAAGUAGCCUGUGGAGACUGUCCCAUUCAGUUUCCCGAUUUCUAUGGACUGCCUACACAAUAUUUAUGCAUUUUUUGUAUCAUUGGGUGAGUGGAAUUCACCCGUCAGCUUGUUGGUUAUAAGUAGACUUCUUAUGCAUCGGUUCACAGCAUAAACAAACAAAAAUAUCGUGGAGUGUCAAAUCUAUACCACAGUUUGUUAUUGAGGAAAGGUUGUAGCAUGUUAGAACUAUAGACUGACGGCACCUGCUAAGUUGCGUGACCUACAGGGGGCAUCAAACAUCAACAGACGUGGUGUCCUCCCAUAGCAAAGUGCCUUUUAAGUGUUUACCAAAUAUGAAGCAGAUUUAUGGUGAAGUACCCAUCACGGCAAUAGACUGAGUACUACACUGUCAGCUUUAUUUUUGGUAAAUGAUACUUAUGACACACUUUGUUGUGGGAGGACACUGUGUUCAUUGAUGUUUAAUACCCACUAUAGGUCACAUGACUUACUGGGUGCAAUCGGUCUAUUACUUUGAAUUACCAUAAUGUAAUUAGAGCUAAGUGUGCUUAUAGUAAACACAACGGUUCUAGUAAACGAGAUUUCUCGGAUUUGAAUUCCACAACAGUUAACUGUCAUUCGCUCCCUUGUGUCACUCAGAAACCAUUAAAUGUGUAUAAUGAAGAAUUCAUUUGAGCCAUUCGUAAACUGGAACCCAAAUGGGACCGGAAAUCAAAAUUGUGGGGAAAAAGAGCAAGUUAACAGUGUCAAUGCACUAUUAGAAUAUAGUGGGGGGAAAUUAAAUACUCUGAACAUUCUCUCUUCUCGUUUUGUACCGUCGGUUAAUAUUUUCCCCAUUUCCAAAAGAUCAUAUUUAGGUUCCAGUAUUUACAUAUAUAGUCUUUGGAAACUGUGUGUUUUAAGCACCCACAAACCUACACGAGGUUUUUGGCAGAUGUAAAGAUUUUAACUAUCACCAACUCCUACAAGUAAACAAAACAAUCUGUGAUGUCAUUUUUAUCCCUAGCUAGAUGGAAGAAAUUUGUGCUUCUAGCUGUACUUAUGUGGUCUAGCUGUUGUUCUUGUGGUGACAAUUUGAAAAAAAAGAAAAUUAUUAAGACAAAUAUUAAUUACAAGUUUACAGUGUAAAAAAAAAAUAAAAAUUAAAAAAAUGUUAUCGAUGAUGUACUGGAGUCAAGAAAUUGUUGGAUCACACCCUGUUGUAUCAUACCAGUGAUAACGUGACUGUGGUUCAGGUGAACUAAAAAUAAAUGUGCACCUUGUAUACAACGUCA
Acanthaster planci (crown-of-thorns starfish) is the source of this 10995-nucleotide messenger RNA. RefSeq names its product protein kinase C epsilon (gene prkce). Gene Ontology annotation, biological process: protein phosphorylation. NCBI's taxonomy places the organism in Eukaryota, Metazoa, Echinodermata, Asteroidea, Valvatida, Acanthasteridae. The record is from RefSeq and is a predicted model, not a curated record. Gene Ontology annotation, molecular function: ATP binding; diacylglycerol-dependent serine/threonine kinase activity.